Molecule: messenger RNA, 3426 nt
Organism: Thalassophryne amazonica
Lineage: Eukaryota; Metazoa; Chordata; Actinopteri; Batrachoidiformes; Batrachoididae
Gene: peds1a
Exons: 6
Coding region: 204-1055 (283 amino acids)
Source: RefSeq, a predicted model, not a curated record
UCCUCGUGUGUUUCCGGGUGGCACGAGGCUGCUCCGGUGCAUCUUCUUCUCCUCCUCCAGCAGCAGCAGCAGCCUUAGUGUUUUUAGCCUCCAACCUUCAUCUCCUCCUCAGCGCAACAGCCAGCGGAGACCCGGACGUGCACGCUGCUGACGGAUGUGCGACAGCUGAAAGUCAGAAGCCGGGGGCAUCAGGGCGGCCAAUUAUGGCGGCGUCCCUUCUUUCCGAGACUGACAUCAGGCACCGGUCCAUGGCGGAGGAGGAUCCGAACGGCAACGAGCACGGGGCGGCUGCCCGCAGCGCGGCACCUCGGUGGGGACCGCAACACGCCGGGGCUCGGCAGCUAGCCAGGCUCUACUCGCCUGGUAAACGGCUCCAGGAGUGGGUUUGUGUGAUUCUGUGCUUCUUCCUUUUCAUCAUCAACUUCUUCUUCCUUCUCUUCCACUUCUCUACUGUUCACAUCUACAAGAUCAUCCUUGGCAUUGUCCUUGGAAUCUUGACUGCAGACUUUGCUUCAGGAAUGGUGCACUGGGGAGCAGAUACCUGGGGAUCUGUGGACAUCCCAAUUAUUGGCAGGGCGUUUAUUCGUCCUUUCAGGGAGCACCACAUUGACCCAACUGCCAUCACUCGUCAUGACUUCAUUGAAACCAAUGGCGACAACUGCAUGAUCCCCAUCAUACCACUGGCUCACAUGGCCUGCAAGUUCCUUACAUACACACCAGAGGCCUUGGCGGCAUCCUAUCCUUGGGACUGCUAUGUCUUCGCCCUGGCGGUUUUUGUAACAUUGACCAAUCAGAUUCAUAAGUGGAGCCACUCCUACUUCGGCCUCCCAUGCUGGGUCACAUUACUCCAGGAUUGGCAUCUGGUGUUGCCACGGAAACACCACCGCAUCCAUCAUGUCUCACCACACGAGACGUACUACUGCAUUACAACAGGCUGGUGUAACUAUCCACUGGACCAGCUGGGCUUUUGGAGAUGGAUGGAGAGACUAAUCGAACGACUGACGGGGCAGAAACCAAGAUCUGAUGAUAUGGAGUGGGCCAAGAAAACUGACUGAUGAACACACAAGCGCGCACACACACAAGGGAGGAUGGAUGGAGUGACAAAUGGGUGUGCAGAUACAAAAUACAGAGAUGGAGAUGGACAGGACAACACACGCAUACACGCUUGUGACUCCAUGCUUCUUGCUUUUUCGUGUUAAAGGGCAAACUAGAAAGCUGACAAACAAAAGAGGUUUGCGUGUCUUUAUGUUAAUGUCUGUGGUGGAGUGUGUAGUUAUUAGAACUGUAAGAGAUGUAGGUGAUAAAACAGAAACACUUUAGACAGUAUAUUGUAACAGCCAGUCAGUUUGUGCAUUGCAGGCCUGUCUGGUGUGGAUGUGUAAGAGGUUUCUGGAGGUUGGGCUCUCCAGGAGUGACACCAUGCUGUUUGUCUGGUGCCAGCAACUUCUUGUACAACACACUCUCCAUUGCAAUCUUUUAAACUCAUUCACUCUGUGUCUCUUCAGAGUCCUUUGUGUGUCUGAUCAUUUUUAAAAAUACGACAGUUUCAUUUUUAUGCAACAGAAAUGUGAACACCUGCACAAAAAGUUAAAUGUUGAGACUUAAUAUGACCUUUGGUGAAGUUAAAUAUGACCUUUGGUGAAACAUAGAUGGUGUGAUACAGUAUGAUCCAUAAACAUUUGGACACUACCAUACUGCAGUUUGCCUUUGUGCACCAUCAUAUUGGAGUUGAAUAGGCACAAUCAAGAUGUGUUUGUAGUGCAUAUUUUAAGCUUUAAAUCAAGGGGAUUAACAAAAAUAUCACAGUAAAUACAAAAUACAGCCAUUUAUACACAGUCCCCCAUUUUUAGAGGUCGUGUAAUUUGACAAACUAAAUAUGAAGAUUGUUUUUUUUUAUACAACAAAUGAUUACUUUUACUGCCGUUUUUCUUUAGACACAUCAGGGGAGGAAUAAAUGAACAUCUCAGUCAAUUAAUGUCUUUGACUUAAUUUACCUCAUUUACUAAGAAAUACAAACAAUAUGGUACUAUAUGGUAAAUCUCUCCACAGUGAACCAUUCUCAGUAUACACACGAGGGAAGCUACCACGACCCCAUUAUAACUCCUUCAGAGUUAGUGUCUAUGGAUGUGGUUGUACAAAGUGUACACAUUAUAUCUUUUGUCUGUUCCAUUACCAGUCACAGCUUCAUGGUGGAGAGAGAGACAAAGCAUUUUCAUAUGAGGUCAUCAGUUCUAGGCUGGAGUCUCUCAUGUGUCUUCUGGUAAGUUGUAGCGGAGAUUUCACACAUCCUUUCAAGAAAAUCCUUCUCUGUGAAAGUCCAACUAUGAAGGUCUAAAACAGUGGGGUAGGAGUUGGACUCGCAUUAUGUAGAGUUGGGUUUGAUUCCUGGUCCUGUCUUUGUCCUUGAACAAGAUACUUAUUCUGCCUCGUCCCAGUAAACCCAGCUGUAAAUGGGUACCAGCCCUGGCUGGGAAAGUAACCUAGGGAGGGGUGGUUUUCUGUCCAGGGGGAGUUGUACCCUCUCCUUAAUUCCCUUCUACAGUAUCUGAGGAUAUCCACAGACAUGACUUGACUUGAAGUUUUCAGUCUACACUACAAGCACAUUUUGAUUGUCAUUUCAGUACUAAGGCAAUGAUGCAGAGCCAAAAUGACAGAAAUUGCAACUGUGGUCAAAGACUGAUCUGUAUUUAGUACGUAGGCUUUAGCCUGAACAUGGUCUGACUUAAAAAAAGAAAAAAACAAUCCACCUUUGAUAACACACGAGCAAGAGAACUUAACAUCACCAACAAAAUUUGAGUCCCAUCUUAAAAUAUGUUGUUGCUGUUUGUUGCAGCACUUCUCAUUCACCCUACACGUGCGGUAACAAACUGUUGAACUCUUCAUAUGCAAAUCUUUCACGUUGGGCUUUUUCUGUCGAAACAUAUAGGAGCUGCCCAGUGUUUUGUCUGCUCUAAAAGUGCUUAGAAUACUCUUAAAGCCACUGUUGGGAAGUUAAACAUUCUAUAUUACCUCAGAGUCCAGAUCAGAUCAGAAUAUUUGACAGAAACAUGAAGCAUUUAAUCUUUAUAUCAUUAUGCAGCCCGCCACACUUUCCUGUCUGUUCAUAACCUAUCGUGAGAAGCCGCCCGUUGUUGGAUAAAGCCGUCAUAUUUCCAUCUGUUCUUUAACACCUUUGAGCUGGAUGUACUUUAGCCCGUUUGACUGCAGAGAGGAACAUAUCAUUCAUAAAUGGAUCCAGCUUCUUCUCAUGUUCCGCAUCACCAGCAUUUUUAUUAAUGUCAGAACAGCCAAGUUAAAACAAACUGCUAUGUAUGUACCUUUUCUUUUUUUGUUUUUGUUGAAGCAUCUUCAGACAUUUUGAUUUAGUGCGUUGGCAACACCCAAGCCCUCUUGUAUUAAAAAAAAAAAAAAAAAAAAAAAAAAAAA